AUGGUUUUAAAUGAAUACCUGCAUCAUCUUAAAUCUGUUCUAGAUGCACAACGAGACUUCAUUGCAUCAUUGAGUGCCAGAGACUGGAACACUCGUGAUGCAUCUAGUGGUAGCGAGACAGAUUAUGAGAGUAACGCUGGCAGCAAAUCACCAUGGCCUGAAGCAGAAGCAUGGAGGUCUGCCACUGCUGAGGCUACGGAAGACCAGGUCAAGGUACACUCCCAGAUCCGCUAUGUCAAGCGGGAGUUUACCUGGUCGAAACUGAGAGCAGGUGAUUUCGUCUCCAUCAUGAAGCUCAUGAAAAAUAUCCUCGUGCCCAUCACUGGGAUGGAGACAGUCGUGCAGCUAGUACAUCGAGUGGAAAGGCUUGGUGGAUGGAACUCCAUUGAGGCAAAUAGAGCGACGCCAGACUUCGGAUCUACAACACCCGGCGACAUACCUAUCGAAAGCGAAAAGGAGCUCUGGAAGAGAUUUUUCGUGAACUUAUCUGCAUCGACGCACGACAUAUGGGAAGCCAUGCUCCAAGGACUUGACUACGCAUUCUUUACUCUUCAGAUUACUCGAAAACCUGCAUUUUCAACCAAAGAGGACUUUCUUGCAAGAGGCGCCACAGCGGAAGGCGGAGGAUUUGCGACAUUUCUAGAACAAACCAUCCAAGACUUCCUAACCGCGAGGGAAGAGCCGUUGAAAGAGUGGUGUCGCCUGACUGGUCAGGAUGGUGUUCCCGGUGCAACAUCCAAAAACCCACUUAGUCAACGACAUCAAUCUCAAUUGUAUCUCAUUUUGAAUAUUGAAUACUGCAUCGUUACUACCGCGAAAGCAAUCCUCGACCUCGUACGCUUUGCUGAUUUGAAGGUCACUGAUGGCACGAUGGCGAAGAAACGGUUGAUCGUGCCGACUCUGAAGCAAAUGAAGAAAUGGGGGAAAUCAUUAUUCACCCGCGAGGACAGCAAUCUGGAUUAUCAGACUUACAGUUAUCGCAGUGGAACUCCGACCGUGCACCUAGGCGAUGCGCUGGGUGUGACUAGAGACCCGGAACAUCUCCCUCCAACCAAUCUUUACGAACGCGUAACGGACCAGUUUCGCGUUAUACCUAAGGUUCUUGGUUCCGGCGAGUCCUGGUUCGGGUUCAAGGUGGCUUCGGGAACCAUGUUCAUUGCCAUCACUUGCUUUUUAAGGAACUCGCAAGAAUUCUACAUCAAACAACGUAUCAUAUGGGGUUCAAUCAUGGUCUCCAUCAGUAUGUCACAAACAGCAGGGUCUGGCUUAUAUGGGCAGUUCGUCCGCAUAUUCGGCACCUUCCUGGCCAUGGUCUUCUCUUAUAUUGAUUGGUAUAUUGUCGACGGGCAUACCGCUGGGGUAAUUGUCUUUCUUGGCAUUACUAUGUUUCUCUACCACUAUCUAUUAGUGACGAAGCCCGAUGACCCUGUCAUACCUAUGAUCGGAAUGAUCACAGUUAUACUGAUCGUCGGGUACGAACUUCAGGUAAAACAAGUCGGAGAAGCUAUUUCCAUCUCCAAUGGGCAAGUGUUUCACCCGGUAUAUGAGCUGGCCCCUUACAGGUUGGCCGCCGUUCUCGGAGGUGUUGGUGUCGCCUCAUUCUUGAGUUAUUUUCCGACAGUGAACACUGCAAGAGCUGAGAUGAGAAAAGAUCUCGGAAAGACUGAAUACCUACUUGGCCAAUAUUAUAGCUCCACGCACAAGGCAGUGGUACUCCGAUUGAGAGACCUCGGCGGAGAUCCGGCAGAUAAAUCCAGUCCGAUCAGAAGGGUUGAGAAGGCCCGAAACAAGCUGUUUGCGAAACAGCUCAUCCUCAUUCAAGGCAUGAAGAAUCAUUUACAUUUCAUGAGAUGGGAACCGACUUUUGGGGGUAAGUUCCCGAGAGACACAUAUGAACGAUUGCUAGACCGCACUCGAAAUAUUCUGCGCUUUACCGCAAUGAUAGCCUUCGUCACCAAAACCUUCAAAGAGCUGCCAGAGGACACACAUACGAACAGUAUAGCCGCAACUACUCUGUCCACUGAUAGUACCUGGGCGAAGGACUUCAAGGAAGUGAUGUCCACAAUUGAAAUCACAUCUCAUGGAGUGACCUCUCUGCUUGCCAUCCUCUCCGGAGCAAUAACUUCAGGACGCCCACUUCCCCCAUAUCUUCGAACGCCGGAGCCCUACCACCUAGGCGAAGCCUUGGAUGGAGUCGAGACUGAUAUUCUGAACACCAAGCACGUCUGCGAGCCUGGCUAUUCAGCCUUUGCAGUCAUGCAGCUGAGCACAACGAUGCUGGCUGAGGAUCUUGCAGGGCUCUUGGAGGACACGAAGCUACUCGUUGGAGAAGCCGAGUUCAAUCUUGAUAUUGUGCAGGACGACUACGAGAAGAGCGUUGGGACUAAUUUUGUACCGUCUACUAUAUUUGCUUCGAAAAAGGAGGAGUGA
This is a messenger RNA of Exophiala bonariae, 2430 nucleotides long. RefSeq lists its product as uncharacterized. NCBI's taxonomy places the organism in Eukaryota, Fungi, Ascomycota, Eurotiomycetes, Chaetothyriales, Herpotrichiellaceae. Bases 1 to 2430 code for a protein of 809 amino acids. The transcript is spliced from 3 exons. The record is from RefSeq and is a predicted model, not a curated record.